Molecule: messenger RNA, 1073 nt
Organism: Sorghum bicolor (sorghum)
Lineage: Eukaryota; Viridiplantae; Streptophyta; Magnoliopsida; Poales; Poaceae
Exons: 4
Coding region: 208-870 (220 amino acids)
Source: RefSeq, a predicted model, not a curated record
CACUUCAUCACUUUCGGCGAAGUGUCUCGCAGCUCAGCUUCUUCACUCGUUUCUGUGCCUGGCGAUGAUGCUCUAGCCUGCAGAGACUCGUUCGUAUAUAUAUUCUCCUCACUAUUAGUUUGUACCCAAGUGCAGGUUUGGUUGAAUAAAUUGACACAAGCAAGAGGCCAAAGCAGCUUACAGAGAACGAAGCUAUAGCUAGCUGAAAUGGAGGCUAGGAGCUUACUGGUGGUGAUCGUCGUUGGGUGCUGUGCCUGCUGGGGUUGCCGCGCGCAGAUCCCGAUCCCGGCAAGGAUGGACGGGUUCGUGUACGGCGGGAAGCCGCCGCCGGCGUGGGGCGAGACGGUGGUGGUAGAGGCGUUCUUGGACCCCGUGUGCCCCGACAGCCGCGACGCGUGGCCGGCGCUGAAGAAGGUCGUCGACCACUAUAGCAACCGUGUGUCCGUCGUCGCUCACCUCUUCCCGCUGCCUUACCACAGCUAUGCCUUCAUUGCGUGCCAGUCAAUUCAUGCGGUGAACAAGCUAAAUCCGUCGUUCGUGUACCCUCUGCUCGAGAAAUUCUUCAAGGACCAGGAAGGUUACUAUAAUCGGCCAACCUACGGAAAAUCAAGAGCUACAGUAGUUGACGAAAUAACCAAGAACCUUGUUGCGCCCAUCAUCGGUGAAACUAAUUUGGCGGCAUACAAAGCAGGUUUCAAUGAUUCACAAUCUGAUAUGGCCACAAGGAUAUCUUUCAAGAACGGCUGUGCACGAGGUGUGACUGGGACACCCUACUUCUUUGUGAAUGGCAUACCAAUCAACGAUUCCGGUUCUCCUCUAGAAUACAAGUACUGGAUAUCUAUCCUGGAUCCCUUGGUUGGAAAGAUGUAAUGUAACGCAGCUGCUAGUUUGUUCAUCAAUAAAGUCCUAGUGGAAGUAAAUAGAAGCUGAAUGAGUGAUGAGCAAAUACUAAUAUUAGCUUCAUCAUUUUGAGUAUAAGAUAUGGAUGAAAAAAAAAACAGUGAUAUAUGUGUAUAAGCAGCAGUUAAUUGUUUCAGGCAGCAUAUAUCAGACACAACUCCCUCAGAUUCCAA